AUGGAAAGUGAAAAGAAUUUCAAAGAAAACGGCCCUCCCCACUCCCCUUCCGCACCACGGCUUUCAUCUCCAGAUUCCACAAACGAACCAUAUAGUCCCGGUUCAACAACCCGGCCCAAUAACGGCAAUCUGAACAUUCCAAAACCAGAGCCCGAAGAAAAUCUCAUUUCAUUCUCACCAGUCGUCGGUGACAACAAGGGAGCUUCAGUUGAAAACAAAGAACCUCCACAAAGUCGCGACAAUCAUCACGAAACAUCACCAAAAUCAGAUCAUGGCCCGGCCCAGUCCAGUUAUGAUGCCUCUGAUGGGCCCACCACGCAAAAGCCUGAAAAGGAAGAAAAUACGGAGCCCAAGAUUGUCGCAAGGCCAACUCCCGAGGACGAUUUCAUACCCUUUGUGCCGUCCCCUCAUCACAGACGGGCCAUUAGCAUGGAUCAUCUCGUCGCCAAAGUUCCCGCCAAUUACGGCAACAGCCCAACAUCGACUUCAGCUUCAGCCCGGUCCAAGUUGUCGAGCAAUUCUUCCUUGAGCAGAGGUCAAAUCGACACGGCGGCACCUUUCGAGUCCGUCAAGGCUGCCGUCUCGAAAUUCGGAGGCAUUGUCGACUGGAAAGCCCACCGUGUCCAGACUGUGGAGAGACGAAAGUUUAUCGAGCAGGAGCUGGAGAAGGCGCAGGAAGAGAUGCCGACUUACAAGCAGCAGUGCGAAGCAGCCGAAGACGCCAAAACCCAAGUCCUCAAGGAGCUCGACAGCACCAAGCGUCUGAUCGAGGAGCUAAAGCUGAACCUCGAGCGAGCUCAGAAGGAAGAACAACAAGCCAAGCAAGAUGCCGAGCUCGCCAAUCUCCGUCUAGACGAGAUGGAGCAAGGCAUCGCUGAUGAGGCGAGCUUCGCCGCCAAGGCCCAGCUCGAGGUCGCCCGUGCCCGCCACACGGCCGCCGUCUCGGAGCUCAAAACCGUAUACGACGAGCUCGACCAGCUCCGCAAGGACUACUCACUCCUCAUCUCCGAGAAGGAAGUCGCCGCCAAGAAAGCCGAGGAGGCCGUGUCCAUCUCAAAGGAAGUGGAGAAGUCGGUCGAGGACCUCACGAUCGAGCUCAUCACUCUCAAGCAGUCUCUCGAGUCGGCCCACUCGGAGCACCUCGAGGCCGAGGAGCACCGGCUCGGGGCCAUCAUGGCCAAGGAGCAGGACGCCGCCAGCUGGCAGGAGGAGCUGAGGAAGGCCGAGGCCGAGAUCGAGCGCCUCAACGCGUCGCUGCUGUCGACGAGGGACCUCAAGACAAAGCUCGACGAGGCCACAUCGCUUCUGCACGGCCUCAAGGCCGAGCUGGCGGCGUACAUGGAGACGGAGACGGCGAAUGUUUCGGAACAGAAAACGCGCGGCGACAUCCAGGCGGAAGUCGUGGCCGCGAAAGAGGAGCUCGAGGAGGUGAGGCUCAAGAUCGAGAGGACGAACGAGGGAGUGAACGUUUUGAGAGAGGAGUCGAAAUCGUUGAAACUCGAGCUCGAGAGGGAGAAAAUGGAGCUGCUCGGGGUCCAGCAGAGGGAAGGAAUGGCAUCGAUAGCGGCCGCGUCUCUUGAGGCCGAGCUGAACACGACGGUCUCGGAGAUCGCCAUCAUCCGGGCCAAGGAGGAGGAGGAGAGUGAGAAGAUGGCGGACCUAACGAAGAAGCUUGAGGAAGCAACUCGAGAGGCGGAAGAUGCGAGGGCCUUAGUGCAGAAGGCACGUGAGGAGGCCGAGAGGGUGAGAGAAGAAGCCGAGCGCGCCAAGGCGGGGAAAUUGGCCAAGGAGAGCCAGCUGAAAGCGGCACAGAAGGAGAUCGAAGCAGCCAAGGCCUCUGAGAGGUUGGCGCUUGCGGCGAUUAGCGCGCUUGAGGAGAGUGAGUCAGCGGCAGCUGCUAAGAAGGCCGAUGAUGAUGAUGAUGAUACGUCGGGAGUCACCCUCUCGUUGGACGAGUAUUACAAACUGAGCAAGCGGGCCCACGAGGCCGAGGUGGAGGCCAAUGCCCGUGUGGCGGCCGCUGUUUCUCAAGUCGAAGCUGCCAAGGAGUCGGAGCUCAAGAGCCUGAGUAAGCUGGAGGAAGUCAGCAGGGAGAUGUCCGCCAAGAAGGACGAGCUAGAAAUUGCGCAGUUGAAGGCCGAACAGGCGACCGAGGGGAAAUUGGCGGUUGAGCAGGAGCUGAGGAAGUGGCGGGCCGAGCACGAGCAGAGAAGGAAGGCUGAUCAGUCUGGGCCUAGGCCCGUCAACACGAGCAAGAGCCCGCUCACGAGCCCCAAGAAGAGUUUCUCUGGCGUGGCGGAGUCCUCGACUCUGCAUCAGAGGUCGAGCCCAAGAGCACAAGUGAGCAAAGAGGAGGAGAAAGAAGCGUUGGCAGACGGAAAGGGUGGGAAGAAGAAGAAGAAAUCAUUUUUCCCCAGGAUUUUCAUGUUCUUAGCCAGAAAGAAGGCACAUGGGAAUAAAAAGGAUUGAAUGUUCUUUGCCAGAAAGAGAAAGAAGGCACAGGGGAGUAAGAAGGGAUGAUGUGAUUGUUUCUUUCCACAUACAAAUUACAUCUUACAUGCCUUCCCUGAAUGCUUUUAUCUGACUUGACCACAGACUGUUAUCUUUCUUUCACAAUUUUUAUUUUUUAAUGUCUAAAUGAGUAAGUGAUAUUUUACGUANUUU
Molecule: messenger RNA, 2664 nt
Organism: Striga asiatica
Lineage: Eukaryota; Viridiplantae; Streptophyta; Magnoliopsida; Lamiales; Orobanchaceae
Source: the annotation of a GenBank genome assembly